AUGGGCUCUGUGUCUCUUUUGCAGAAGAGCUUUCUGGCUUUCCUUGUUGCAAUGGGCGUCAUAGUGACACUGGGUGAUGCAUACUGCUUUUCUAAAAUGAACAAGCCAGAGGAGUCCGACAAAGGCUGUACCCUGGAUGGAAAACUAUACCCCUUUGGAGAGAUCGCAAGGACAGAUAGUUGCUUCCGAUGCAGCUGCAGCCGAGAUGCAAUGCGUUGCUGCUCCCUCUUUCAUACUCCUACUGGUUAUGACAAAGAGAACUGUAAAGUCAUUUUCAACAAGCAAAUCUGCGACUAUGAAGUGGUGCAGAAGAGCGACCCCUCAAAGGAGUGCGUUGUCUAUUCGCGUGUGGGCUAA
Messenger RNA from Egretta garzetta (little egret), 357 nucleotides. Its product is annotated as beta-microseminoprotein. The record is from RefSeq and is a predicted model, not a curated record. The transcript has 3 exons. Lineage: Eukaryota; Metazoa; Chordata; Aves; Pelecaniformes; Ardeidae. The coding region runs from base 1 to 357 and encodes 118 amino acids.